AUGGUGAGUGGCACAGUAACAGACAGACAAAACAUUCGAUUGAAAACAAAAGUGUGUGUGUGCAGAACGGCUUUCGUUUUAUUUUCAUUCAGUCAAUCUGUAUAUUGUUUUACAGCAGGACGAGACGGCACCACUCCUUGACACGUCUCACAAGAAACGAGGUGAGCUGAAAUUUUACUGCAAAGACUUUGAUUUUGCACAAAAUAAUCUUUUUUCUGCAAAGAACUUUUCAAGUAUGUAUUGUUUCUUUGCAGUGUACUCAACAACCGGGGAUACUGUCGAUAUGGGUCAAGAGAAGGAAGAGCCCCCUCCGAAAGCCGCUUUCAAUGAGACAGAACUGACCGUCGGCGAGGAGGCUUGCCGGAUGUUCGCGUACAAAUGUACACCAAAAAGAACGGUUUGAUCAAAAACAGAAUAGUUAUCAACUAGAAGUUCCCAAAUUUCAGAUAAUUUUCUGGAUGCUCACCUUCGCGACGCUUGGAUUCUAUCGCCUAUUUGCCUACUGGAUCAAGAGCUUGUUGGUGACCGUCAGAUUUGAGGAGACUAGUCAUGAGGACGCCGAGUUCGUUGUGAUCGAAGACAGUCAUGGGACCAAGACAAUCAAAGAAAUCGCCAGCAAACAGUGUGCCAAAGGCUUCAUUCGUCCAUCGGUAAGCAUUGGAAAGUGAUGGAAUAUUUGCACAGUUGCCCAUUUCAGCGUAGUGGACGUAUGGAGAAGGUUCAUUCGAUGCGUUUCUUUUUCUUUAGAAAAAUUAAAUAUAUAUGGUAUGAAAAAGAACAACAGUGGCUGAAUCCCGCGGAUCUCGACAGCUCGGUCAGUUGGUGGCUUUACUCCUCUGAAAUAACUUCUUAAUUUCAGGCACCUUUCAUUCUGUUCAAGAACAGUGCAAAUGAAACGCAAGGACUAGAACAAGAAGAAAUUGAUUCCCGACGCGAGAUUUACAGCUCGAACUCGCUGACCGUCCGUCUCACUCCCCUCCUCAUUAUCCUCUUCAAAGAGGUUUUAGGACCGUUUUAUCUGUUCCAGGCGUUCUCGUUAGUCAAAAUAGACCGAUUCGAGAUCAAAAAGAAUACAUUGUGUUUUCAGAGUCACUCUUUGGUACAUCGACCAGUAUGCGUAUUACGCGACUGUUAUUAUAAUCAUCACAGUUGGCAGUGCUGGUUAUUCUGUGUAUGCUAUGAGAAAACAAGAGAAACGCAUACGAACUUUGGUAGGUGACAGUCCAAUGGUCACUUUGCGCCGAGGAGGAGAAGAUAUUGACAUUGACGCUUCACAGGUUUUCUGCUCAUUUCAGAACUUUUUCCGUGUAGACAGAAUCAUUCAGAUUGUACCCGGAGAUAUCAUUAUCCUUCCAUCCCAUAAUUUUGUUCUACCCUGCGAUUGUCUGCUGAUGAACGGAACUGUGAUUGUUAACGAAGCAAUGUUGACAGGAGAGAGUGUUCCUGUGACGAAGGCAUCUCUCAAAGAGGCCGACGCUUGCGGAUUCGAAGUUCGACUUUCCCCAGAAAGACACAACAGACACACAUUAUUCUCCGGAACCACAAUUCUCCAGACUCGAAACUACAAAGGACAGAAAGUCAUGGUUAGUGUUAUAUCAUCAUCAUCAUCAUCAUCUUUCAUAGUUACUUUUAGGCUCGAGUACUCCGAACUGGCUUUUCUACUCUGAAGGGACAACUCGUGCGCUCAAUCAUGUAUCCAAAGCCUGCGGAUCCGCAAGAACUUAAAGAUAUCAUCCAAUUCAUUGUUGUUCUCAGUUCGAUCGCUCUCCUUGGUUUUGGCUACACGAUUGCAAUGAUGGUCUACCGAAACGAGUCUCUCAAACAUAUUAUAGUCCGAUCACUCGAUAUUAUCACAAUUGUGGUACCACCAGCUCUGCCAGCUGCAAUGUCUAUUGGUAUUCUGAAUGCAGACAAAAGACUCAAAAAGAAAAAGAUCUUCUGCAUCUCUCCAUCGACUAUCAACGUUUGCGGACAGAUUAAUGUGGUAGGCGGCAGAUAUUUUGAAUGUUUCUGUUAAAGUGAAUAUUAUUGCAGGCGUGCUUUGACAAAACUGGAACACUGACUGAGGACGGACUUGACUUCAGUUGCUUGAAAGCCGUCAGAAAGAAUUCCGAAGGAAAACCGGAGUUCACCGAUGAAUUCGAAACACUCGACCCGGAGAAGUUGUCGACAGAAGAUGCCAACUUGGACAUUGUCGUUGCCGCUGCCAGUUGCCACUCGCUGACCAGAAUUGAUGGUUCUUUGCAUGGCGAUCCUCUUGAAGUCAUUCUGGUCGAAAAGAGCGGAUGGUCUGUCGAGGAGCCGGUGAACUCUGACGAAGAAACUCUGGAUUUUGACAACGUCCAACCGACAGUCCUCCGUCCGCCGCCCGAGCAGUCACAAUUCCACAUAGAAAAUCACGAGUAUUCGGUUAUAAAACAACAUCCAUUCAAGUAGUUUUUAAGAAAACUGAACUCUUUCUGAAAGCUUAGGUUCAGCUCGGCUCUCCAAAGAAUGUCAGUGAUCAUCUCGACUCCUUCCGAACACAGCGCCCACGAGAUGGUGGUUUUUACAAAGGGAUCUCCUGAAAUGAUUGCCUCUCUGUGUGUUCAUGAUUCGUUGCCAGAGAAUUACAUGGUACUGCGUCAUAUUCUUGUCGCCCUCAUCUUUAUGUUCAGGAUGUGGUUGAUCAUUAUGCCCAGCAAGGAUUCCGUCUGAUUGCUGUCGCAUCCAAGAAGGUUCACAUGAACUUUGCUAAAGCAUUGAAAACGCCACGAGACGUGGUAAGUUGAACAUAGACUCGCAGAUAAUAUUGAUGAUAGUCAACUGUGUUCAGAUGGAAUCAGAUCUGGAAUUCCUUGGACUGUUUGUCAUGGAGAACCGUUUGAAGGACGCAACAUUGGGUGUCAUUAAUGAGCUCUCCGUGGCCAACAUCAGAUGCGUCAUGAUCACCGGAGACAAUCUGCUGACAGCAAUGAGUGUGGCCAGAGAGUGCGGUAUCAUCCGUCCCACUAAAAAAGCGUACCUGAUCACUCACUCGAAGGACGAGAAAGAUUUUCUCGGAAGAACCAAACUGUACAUCAAAGAGAGCGUAUCUAGCUCCGAGACCAACAUCGAUACCGAUUCGGAAAUACGAGCUUUUGACAAUAACUUUGCUUUCAACAAAUCCCAGUACCAAUUUGCUAUUGCUGGACCGACUCAAGCGGUCAUUGCACACGAAUACCCCGAGCUUGUGGAGAGAUUGACCGCCGUUUGUGAUGUGUACGCUAGAAUGGCCCCAGAUCAGAAGGCCCAAAUCAUUUAUGCCCUCCAAGCGGUUUGUUAUUUCUUAUAACGUUAGCUGAUUUGAAAUUAAAAAAUGCGUUGCAGAUUGGGGCAAAAGUAUCCAUGUGCGGAGACGGAGCAAAUGAUUGUGCUGCCCUAAAAGCCGCUCAUUCUGGUAUUUCUCUCUCAGAAGCAGAGGCUUCCAUCGCCGCUCCGUUCACGUCCGCUACUCCAAACAUCACAUGUGUUCCUGAAGUAAUCAAGGAAGGUCGUUGUGCCCUUGUGACGUCAUACUCCGUUUCAAAAUACAUGGCAGCAUACUCUCUGAACGAGUUCCUCUCGGUUAUGCUGUUGUACUGGGAGGGUACUAACAUUUCCGAUGGUCAGUUCUUGUACAUUGAUUUCGUCUUGAUCACUCUGGUGGCGCUAACUCUCGGAUACACCGCUGCAGCAACUAAGCUCAGUGCAAAACCCCCUCCAGACCGUCUUGCCAACAGUGCUUUCUACUUCGGCGUGUUCGGGCAACUAAUCAUCAACAUCAUCACUCAGGUACCAUAUUCAUUGCGGAUCUGUAGUUUUAUCAGUCUUUCAGGUGGCUGGAUUCCUUCUCAUUCGAGCUCAACCUUGGUACGUUCCGAAUAAGGAAUCUCUGGACGACCACACAACCAUGAUCGGAACUGCUGUCUUCAUGGUCAGCUGUAACAUGUACUUGGGCUACGCAUUCGUUUACUCUAAGGGACAUCCGUAUCGCCGAUUAGUCUUCACUAACUGGCUCCUUUGUACAUCUGUUUUGGUCAUUGGAAUUGUAAGUUCAUAAUAUCAAGUGAAGUCUAACAGUUUCAUUUUUCAUUUUUCAGAUCAACAUGAUUUUCAUCUUUACUAACAUUCCAUUCUUCGAAAAUAUGAUGCAGUUCGUGGACAUUCCAAAAAUGGUGUUCCGUUUGAUACUCGUUAUGAUCUCAUUCGCGGGAAUUUUUCUUUCCAUUGUUUACGAGCAAGUCUUCAUUGAGAGAUACAUCUCUAUCCACAUGGAAAGGUACGUACUAUAGUCUAGUUCACUAGCAACCAAUCCUUUAAUUUCAGAUACCUCCGAAACCGCCGUCUCAAGAAAUCGGAUCCUACUUUGCCGCCUUACGAACUCAUUCUUUCUCAAAUUGGGAGUGAUCCCUCGUGGUUCAAGAGAGGAAUCCGUUGUUCAAAUUGGUCGGACAGAAAAGAGACAGCAGAGACUGCAUGUUAA
Caenorhabditis sp. 36 PRJEB53466 is the source of this 4483-nucleotide messenger RNA. Lineage: Eukaryota; Metazoa; Nematoda; Chromadorea; Rhabditida; Rhabditidae. The record is from the annotation of a GenBank genome assembly.